Messenger RNA from Vanessa atalanta (red admiral), 1644 nucleotides. Its product is annotated as RNA-binding protein 45-like. Bases 119 to 1546 code for a protein of 475 amino acids. NCBI's taxonomy places the organism in Eukaryota, Metazoa, Arthropoda, Insecta, Lepidoptera, Nymphalidae. The transcript has a single exon. Gene Ontology annotation, molecular function: RNA binding. The record is from RefSeq and is a predicted model, not a curated record.
UUGAUUUUUAUUGAAACUCUUAAUUAGUUUAAAUAUAUAAUAAUAGAAUUUACAUUUCGUGAUUAAUACUUUAUUUAUAACGACUGUUUUAGUCUUUGAAUUUAUUUAUUUAUUUGCAAUGGAAAAUCGUAACAAAUAUUCACGUAACGAUGAAAAAGAUCGUGAGGAUUCUCCGAUAUAUUCAAGGUUGUUUAUAGUAUGCGAUCGGAAUUUAAAAGAAGAACAAUUCAGAACUGCGUUUUCAGAGUUUGGUUGUAUCGAAGAUAUACGAAUACCUCGUCACCAUAAAACAGGCGAACCUAAAGGAAUAGUUUUUAUAAAGUUUUCAAAGACCUCUGAAGCAGCCAAAGCUCUUGAGUCUAUGAAUAUUAAAUUUAUUUCAAAUUCUACCCGAGCACUUAAAGUUAUGGUUGCAGCUAAUCGUUCAGAAAUACAAUCUGAAGAUUAUAAUUAUGAUAAAUACAGACGUCUAUUUAUACAUAUUCCUAAGGAUAUGACCGAAGACGCUUUAGAAGACAAUUUUAAAAAAUUUGGUUUUGUUGAAGAUGUUCUCAUCCAAAGAGACCGAGACACGGGAACAUCUAAAGGUUUUGCCUACAUUACAUACCAAAAAUUUUCUGAAGCAGCUAUUGCAUUUGAGGAAUGUGACAGAAAAUACAGAGCAAUAUUCGCUCAACCAAAAGGGUAUAAACGUAAUGAAACAAGCUACGAAACAAACAUAAAAGGUCUAGCCAAUUCAACAACGGCAGGUAAUCAAAGGCAUUCACUGAUGUCAAUGAUGAAUGUAAAUCCAAGAGAUUUUACCCGAGUAAACUUUACUUGCAGUCCUUAUUUAACUCAAAUGCAAGUUGACACAUUAUUUGAUAUAAUACCCGGUAUGGCAAAUUGCACCUAUUUUAUUGAUUUAUUAAAAAACAUUGGUACAGGUUCUGUUCUAUAUUCAAACCCAAUUUCGGCUGCUUAUGCAGUUAAAAAAUUAAAUGGGUUUGAAUAUCCUCCAGGUCAAUCAAUAUUUGUUGAGCCAUCAAAUCCUAAUUUAGCCCCUUAUGAGUGUGAUUUCCCUAAUAUACCAAGUGCAGUCAAUAAUUUAAGAAAUUUAAUCUCAUUAACUGCCAAAUCAUCUUCCCCUGAUCUUGCACAGUUGGCAGAAGCUAUUGCAGAAGCCUCAAAAUUAAUUAAAGUAGCUACUUCUGGUGCAUCAGGUGUAAGCAAUCCUGAUACCAAGGAUCUUAAUUACUGCAGUGUCAGAUUACCUGCUCCACAACCUCUUGCACACAUUGAUAGCCCAGUAGCUAAAAGAUGUUUUUUAGUCUGCAAACCCCAGCCUCCACCUUUGACUGUACUAAGAGACAUUUUCUGUAGAUUUGGAAAUCUUAUUAAUGUAUAUACCUUACCCAAUAAAACGGUAGGAUAUGCACGGUACGCAGUAAGAGAAUCGGCAGAUGAGGCGAUAAGGAUAUUGCAUGGAGCUGAGGUAUGUGGGGUACGGAUAAAAGUUAUAGAAGCAGAGGCAGAAGCUCCUGCUAAGAAAAUUAGAUUGAAUUGACUUACCAAGGACAGACAGAACAUUAUUAUAAGACUAAAGGAAAUAUUUACUGACUUAUUUAUAUAUAUAAUGUAGACCAGACUGAAAUAAAAUUUUAA